GUUGCGCUCACGGCCACUUGUUUAUUAAAAGCUCUGGUUCAAAAUAGGUUUUUGCUUUUAAACUGCUAACUCGAUAGUUGAGUUCGAUCAGAGAAUAUUGAGCCUUGCAUUGCCUGCCACCUAAUAAAAGAAGAGGUUUUAGAGUAUCAUUUCGGUCAUCGAUAUUUUUACGAAUAUUGCGGCCUAUUGCUCGUAGACCGCUGUUAGCUCACCUACGAUUAAUGACAAUAUUUGAACUCGCAGUUCUUGAAAUGUUUCCCUAUCAUAUAUGACAUUAACCAAGUAAAUACCGGCUUCGAUCCGAGAAAGAGCUCACCUUAUGUAUGCUUCAUCGCGUCUAUAAUUCAACCGAAAUCAAAAAGAGAGACUUAACAACAUUGUACUUGCACAAACGUUUUUUUUUUAAAUAGACCGGUAAAAUAAAAGGUAAAAUAAAGGUCCCAUUUCGGUCGAUUUUGAAAUUAACGAGAAAAUUAUUCAUGAUAAAGCGCAUUAAUGAUACACUGUCCUUUCAUAGUAUAUUAUAUUAUAUUGAUUUCACAGUUAUUUUUGUCAUACAUUUUUACUUUCAUCUUUGCACCCCAAAGUUCCUCAUAACGGUUUGCUUAAGGGGCUUCUAACCCAGAAAAAUAAACAAGCCAGUCGACAUAGCUUUAUGUAGUCGAGAAAAUUAAGUCGAACCUUCUUAACACCAGACGGGUAUUUUACAUGGAAUAUUUCCCACAGCUUUACAGAUCUUUUUGCUCCUUUGUUCUCAGCGUAUUUAUCAUCAGCCUACAGAUUACCAACUGCGUCUACUUCUCUCCGACAUGAAAAUCAUCAGACAGAUGCACAUAUGUGAAGCAUUGUUCGGCUGAAAUGAGUUUAUGUAAGUUACCGUACAAUCUGUUUGAUAUACAUUCAUUAAUCGUAUCUUGCCGUAUAAACAUACUACGCUUAGUAUCCCAUCCAACAACAUCUAAUUAUAUUCAGGCCGGCUUCUCUAUAGCAGUUUGAACAUUUGUGCCAAAAACGAUGAAUUAAACAGAAUGUAAAUUGGUGUUAUUUGUCAUCGAAUUGAAACUGACAUACAGCUAAGCGAUUUCUUAUUGUUGCAUUCUAAUGCAUUAGUUUGGCUCUUUUUAUUUACCGAGAUUUAUUGUGUCUUGCGGGAGCCCUCAAAGCUCUACCCCGUGAUAUUCGAUGCCACUGCCCACUUCAGCAUGCAACUGAAUUUGUCUAAAGUCGAUUUCUCAUUAUCUCUCCUUAUCUCGUAGUUCGUUAUCUGUUUCUCUUAUGAGAAAUCGGUCGUUUUCCAACAAUUCUACACUUAAGAACGACAUAGGGCCUAGUCCGGACAGCUAAUCACCUCACCAAAGCAGUUUGAAUUUUGCCGCGCAUCACGGUCACCGCUUCUCCAUCCAUCUCUUUCCUACACCCCGAACUGUCAGAGAGACGUGUUGUUGCUAAUCGGUCCGGCGGCUCUAUACAGCCGCAAGUUGCAGCUGAAAAGAGAAGUGAUUCGCAUAUCGAAGUUGUGCUGUAUCUGUAUUUAUCUGGCCGAUUUGUCUAUGCUGUUCUGUGCUGUGCCCUCGCUGCUGCUGCUGCUGCUGCUGGUUUUUGGGCCAGUCGUCGACCUGCGGUGCAUGAACUGCCUAUAAGCAGCCAGCUCAAAAGAACAAAACGCCUGCCUAACGUGUUUGUCUAUGUGUCUCUUCUAAUAGAAGCAGCAGCUGCAGCAGCUGUAUCGAACAGUGAGUAGUGGUGAGUGAGCUGUGGCACUAGUAGCUCUCGCAGAGCCUGCCUGCCUGCCUGCCCCGGCCAGCGAUUGCUGGCGGCUAGACGUCUGUGCAUCCGUCUGUCUGUCGGCCUGCCUGCCUGCCUGCCUGCUUGCCCUCCCGGGUAGCAGAACUCUCGACUGUGGUCGUCGUACUAAUGUAGGUCCUGUGUUCAUUGUAUACCCCUGUUGGAUUGUACAAGGAAUAGCGUGACUUGACUGACUGCUCUUUUCGUUGCGUUCGCGACUAGUGGCGAUUGCUCAGUUCAGUGGUACCGACGGUGGACCAUCAGACCAAUGGUUGUCCGUUGAUCGUGUUACCGGCACGAUUAUUUCUUUACUAAACUUUGGUUGUCUCUCUGGUCGCCAUCCGUUGGCCUGUUUGUCACUGUUAGCAAUACAAUCAGCAGCAGCAGCAGCUGAAACGGGAUUUUGCUGUUACUGCUGCUACUUGGACGUGAACUCCAUGGCUAUGACAUUUUGAACGAUGUUGUCUUUUGCUAAUUGCCAGUCUUUUCGUUGCUAAUCGAGUUCGUAGCUUACAAUUCAACGUGUCGUAAUAGUAAAAAUAAUAGAAAUAUAACGAAGGAAUCUAUAUGGGUGACGUAAAUUUACUGUGACUGCCGCCGAUGGUCUGGAUAACAGCAACGACGGAACCAACGGCAACAACUUAAGUACCGACGGUCAUCGUGUCGCCGCUCACUGAAGCGGUAGAAAGUGGACAUGUCGCACUGAUUAAGUUGCUGGCGGUGAAGGCCAUAUUUGGUUAACAACAAGUUCAACAAACAGGUCGAUAAAAUCAAAAGGUCAACGAGAGCUAAAGCAGGUCUAACAGUUUAUGAGUGUUCUUGAGAAUAUUGUGUGUGCAUGUGCUCGUGUGUAAGCCGGCGUGCGAAAAAGUGUGCAUUUCUGUCCCGUAUCUACUAUCUGUUUCGUGGAAAUAAUCCCCGAGAGACAGUCGACUUAAUGUGCGCCCCACCGCUGCUUUCCUGAGGCAAGUGAGCGGUCCAGGUGGCGGGACCGCCGCUGGAAGUGGCGCGUCCUUAGGUGCUGGAGGAAGUAUCGCGGGAGGUGGUGCAGGUAGUGCCGCUGCCGAGAUGAGUGCGUCGGGCCUAGCAGGGGGCGCCGGUGGUCCCACGGGGCCUAGCUCCCUGUCGGCGAUGCAGGCCGAGGAGGCCGAACUUUUACAAGACACAAAAUACAAAAGCUACAUCGGUCAGGUCGACAAAGCGCUUAAGUGCUUCGAGACUACGUCUGAAUGGCAAGACCUCAUCUCCUCGUUAAGUAAACUCAACAAGCUAUUGCAGACGAACACGAAAUAUCCCGUCAUACCGAAGCGGAUCAUUAUUGGCAAACGAUUGGCACAGUGUAUGCAUCCUGUCCUGCCAUUUGGGGUGCAUCUCAAGGCUCUCGAGACGUACGACAUCAUCUUUCGCUGUAUUGGCCGUGAACGACUAGCACACGACCUCUUUAUUUAUUCCGCUGGUUUAUUCCCACUUCUCGGCCAUGCAGCAAUGAAUGUGAAGCCUCUUCUGCUCAAACUCUAUGAAGAUCACUUUAUACCAUUGGGAGAAAAACUACGGCCGGGAUUAAACGGUUUUUUAGUCGGAGUAUUACCGGGCAUGGAAGAAGGCGGAGAAUUCUUCGAUCGCGUUAACGUUCUUCUUGUCAAUGUUGCUAAAGGGGUGGGCAUGCAGUACUUCUACGGUUGCCUGUGGAAAUGCGUGCUCUGCAAUCCUGCCAUCCGUCUGCCUGCGGUGACCUUCGUUGUGUCGAAAUUCGACAGAAACUUGUCGAUGGAAGAACAGAUGGAAUUUCUCGGCACUGACCGAGAUUGUAUGGUGGAGGCGGUUUGCUCGUCACUGCAGGAUACAUCCAUUCUGGUGCAGCGUAACACCCUUGAUUUUAUUCUCGGUGGUUUCCCUCUCGAUAAAUGCGUUCUUGAGCAGAAGGAUCGCAUUCGGCUAUGCACGUCGUCGCUCGUCGUACUGCUUCGAAGAGAUAUGGGCCUUAAUCGGCGUCUGUAUCAGUGGAUAUUUGGGCUUCAAGCAAUGUCUACCCACACCGAUCUGAACGACAAUCAGAAGGCGACCAUGGACUACUUUAAACAACAUUCGGCGCCCAUCGUUCUUGAAGCACUAAGAAAUCUUUUUAGCUACUCACCAGCCGCGUUCUCGUUAGGCUUUCCGAUGACAUUUUCUGUUCUAUCGCCAUACCGCGUUUUAACGGCUCUUAUGGAUCGCAACGAAAUAAGUGCUUUUAUCCUUGACGAUAUCUUAAUCGAUGUGUUCCGUUCACUCUACCUUGAAUGUCAUACGGCGAGAAAGUUAAGAGAGGACCAUGACCUGCGCAAAUCAAAAGGCCACCACCGAAAAGUGGCUAAACACACGUCCGAGGUUGACAUCAUCAAGGCAGCCAAUCUUUUCUUCUGCAACCUCGAGCAAAAGUACCUCUGGGGCUACUUAGCAAAGGAAUUCAAAAUGGCGUGUGACCACUGUCAUAUGCCCGACCAAAAAAGCCCCGUAGGGGCUGUCGGCUCCGGACGACCACUUCUCCUCGAGGUGUGCCGUCUCCUUGAGUUUCUACUCGAGGUAGCUACCCUAGACUCUUAUAAGGAAGCUCCCUGCGAAUAUCUUCCUACAUUACUCCAUGACGUAAGUCAGGCACUAGUAGUUUCCUGUGAACGGUUAUCGAUGCCGCAGCUUCUCGCCGCACUUAAGCUAUGCUCGAGGAUAUUACAAAAGGUUCAACCGCCUGAUCUGAUUCUGGAAGAGGGUCUUGCGGAGUCGCCGCCCCAGUCUCCGACGCCAACUCCUCAAAAUCCCAAUCCGGUGACUGCGUCAGGCGUUGCUGGACACCGGCCGACGCAUUCACGCAAUGCGUCAAACUGUUCGAUCGAGACUAUCAAAUCAGCCAAAAGCCUUACCCAGGAAGAGAUCGAGCGUUCAACAACACUACCCUCGAUGAUCAGCAGCUGUAUCGAGACAUUCCAACAGUUAUUCUUAAAAUUUGUCGAGCUAAAAGUGCUCGCAAACCCUCAGGAGGUUGCCAAUCUUUUCCACGGAGCCCUUUGCCAACGGCAGCUCGACUCUAGGGACCGCGAAAUGGACCUAUCGAGGUUGCUCGAGAAGUGUCUACAGCAAGACGAGGUUUAUCAGAUUCCAGUGGGCAAUGUGGUGGGUUCGUCGGCUACGGAGUUUCCCGGCAUCGUCUUGAAACUUCGCCAACAAUGGGGCGAAGAGACUUUUGAAACCCUAUGUAGCCUAAUCGUUGAGCUAAGUAGCUUCCCUGUCAGCCUCGGAUCCAAUUCAAAACAAGUCCUGGAAUGCAAGGGUUCUAUCUGUGACGGCUUUCCCAAGUGGCUUUCGCAUAUGCUGAUGUUGUCUUGCUUCGCUGAAGACGCAGAUUGCCUCUUGUGGACUCUGUCGAUGAUACUGGAGCUUAUCAACCUGAGUCGGACGACUGUGCUCUCGUUAAUGAGUGAGGCUCGUGGGAAGGGAGUUCACUCCAUGGUGAUCUUGCCAAUGAUCCAUCCACUUGAGCUUAGAUUCAUCGUCGAAGAAACGCGGUUUAUGCAAGUGGCCACCAAUCGUCUCUGGGAGAUGCUACGCGAUGAAGACGCUCGUUAUCAUCUCCACGUGGCCGAGCUCUUGCAGAAACUUCACAAUCUGGCACCAAACGACGGCGUAUGCGAGAACGUUUUAUGCCGCGGCCUUUCUUCGGACUCGGCCGAAAAACAGAUCGAAGCCCAGAAGCGGUUUGCUGUUUUAUGGCACCUGCUCCGCGAUAUUAAACAGAAACCACAAGCAACACUACGCUAUUUCGACCGAUGCCUUUUCCAAAUGUUGGAUUGCCUUACUAAAGAUUCAGGACCACACAGAGCCAUUUCGCAGUUCUGGCUCGAGCAUUCGUUGUCUCGUGGCGACCUAAAUCGUAUCUUGGAGCCGGUUCUUAUCGUUUUGUUGCACCCCGACACGUCACGGGUUUCGAUCAAUCACGUGUCCGUCCGGAAACACCGAAUCACAGUCGACCAGAAAAGUCAGCAAGAACGUGAAGAGGAUGUUGACCGGAAGAUUUAUGCUAUCUCACAGGUUGCUGGAAAUAUCAUAUACCAUCAUAGCAUGAAUGAAGAGAAAGCAAAGGGUAAAAAUCGUGGCGUAAUUUCUCCAACAGACAGACCCAUGCUAGCUCUUACGUCUUUAGAUACACGAAGCAUCGCUUCGGGAAAACCGGUCGGCAAGUACGUGACUGGUAUGUCAGCUGUGCAAGAUCUAGAGUUCCCGUUAGGUUUGGAGAACCCCCAACAACCGAUGUCAGUGUUCGUCAAUCCGAUGGGAUCGUCGUUGUCGCUCAUGCACGAUUUCCUCGAUCCGGACUCGCUGAACUCGUCCACAUCGCUGAUGCCUGAUUUAUCUGUCGCCACACGUAUGGACCAUGGAUCGUUACGAAAAGCUUCCUACGACGAGAUACAAAGCAUAUCGAACGUUUCUACGGCUCGAAUAGAGGAUGCCCAGUCGGAAUGUUCACGCAAUCUAGAGACAGCAUCACUACCGGGAAAUAUUGGUACGAUCUCAAGUACCACUGGAGCAGGCACUGCGGAGGUGGUUAAUUCAAUCAUGGAUGAUCUGCUUGACGAAGCUGUAAAAAGUGGCACCGAUACUGUAAGUGUCGGCAGUGAGACGCCCAAUUUAAGACGGAUUUUCCGUGACGGUGCAACCUCUGAGGCGCAUACCCCAACUUCAGAUCAUGGGGUGACCCUUGAGUCAUUCAAGCAACCAAACGCUGACUCACCAGUGCACCCUCUUCAUCAACAUAUGCUGCUAUAUUCGCAAGUAUACGACGCAGAGAAGGCUUUAUAUGCGCUCCAGUCAAUUAAGAACAUUGUGGACGCAUCGCGAAGGGAGGCGUUAUGGCAGAUGGCUACCACGCACGUCUACCACGGUGGGACUUUAAAAAGGGAUCCACCUGUCGAUGUCCUACUCGCAAGACACCGAAAAGCAAUCGAUGGUGACAGUUUUCAGGGCGACAUGUCAAGUGAGCAGCUUAACUAUUUCCGCUCAUUCAAAUAUCUCGACGUGCUGGUUUAUCUGUGCCUGCAAUAUCUUCGCUCAUAUUAUCCGCACGUGCCUCAGCAAGGCCCGAUGACGGCACGGGAUGUCGUGGGUAAUUGCAACGUUCGCCUGCUAACGUGUGAUGUCCUGCAGGCGAUCUUCCAAAUGCUUGAGGAGCGAAUGCAUACUCGCAAAGAACUGCCAGGACUAGUUCUGGAGCUCCUCAACAGGUGUAAAGUUCAAAAGACCCUGCUGCAUUGUCUUGUGGCCUCGGUGUUCCAGCAAAGAACUGAAAAAGAAAAUGCGGACGUCUUUACCUUCCAUGUAAUCGACUUCAAUGAUAAAAAAACAGUGGAGUUUCAGUUUACGGAUACAUUCCAAGUGCAUUUGCUGAAACUGAUGUGCUCGCUGAUCCAGCUGGAAGACCGCGUGAUCAAGCCGCAAUCGGGCGGCGAAAUUUCAGACAAUAAAGCUGGCUCUUUCGGCAAAAUCAAGUUCAAGCCUCAAAUAAGCACGCUGAAAUACGUGAACAACGUUCCGAUUCCAUCGCAGACGAUGUUCACGACCGCGGCCCUGAUCGCUCUGAAACAACAACACAAGUUGCAUUUACAGUCACAUUGGAUGGAACUGACAAUGACGUCUCUUCCGUACUCGGUUCGGAACUCUUCGCAGAGCGUAUCCCGUUUCAUCAUUCAAAUUGCUAACGAACUCUGUCUCAACCUCGAGACCAUUGUUAGUUCGGUACAGGCAGCUGCGAGUAAGAUGGCGGCUCCCGCAGCGAACUGCCCGCCCGACUACAUAGUAACCUCAGUUGGCAAUCUACGCACGCUGCUUCAUUACUGUCUAUUGGACGAAACGUCACCGUCGAGUGCCAAACAGCAGCCUCUGGCUCAGAAUCCGACAGGAGCUCCGUUACUAUCGAGCCUUUUCCACGCUUUCGCAUCCGACACUCAGCAGAAGGACGGAGCGCAUAAAGACGCUGCUGCUAACCCGGUCAUGGUGACGAUACGUCGAACUUUGCUUCUCGAGCUGCAGCGCUAUUUAUCAUCACUCUUAACCGUUUGGCAGGCAAUGGCCCAAGCCGAACGGGCUGAACGCGGAAGUGGCGACCACCGACCCAAUCAGCUUCUCGUGGUGAUGGGAGCACCGCGGCUCGUUAAGCAACAGGUGAUUCAGUGCCUGCAGGCGAUAUCGGAGCACUACGGUGAUAGCUUCCUUGCUGCUGUUGGCGCUGUGUGGCACGAACGAGCCCGCAAAAGUGGUAAGCAUGGCAACGUGGUGCCGCCAAUCUGGACGACUGAGCAACUGUUGCUCGUUGAACUUGUUUAUCAGCUGUCGCAGCAGAAAAGCGAUCUGUAUUCGAGUACAGGGUCGAUUCCGCCUGUAGGACAGGACCCGAAAACGGUGUUCAGCCUGACGCGUAUUGUCUACUUCGUGAAAAAGAUUUUCAAGGAUCCGCCAAACUCGUUAGACAAAAAGAAACUCCAGAAUUUAGAAGUGUCCGUUCUGCAGUUUUUGUUGGCUUAUCUGCAGCAUUAUCCACAUCCAGAGAACUUGGGCUCGGCAUGCCAGUCACUUAUGGGAUUGUGGAAGGAAGGUCUUCAGCAUCUCAACAACGUCCCGCCCGUGCAAUUCCACUUGCUUGCAAUCUUGCACGAAUAUGUCCAAAAAGCACCACUCAUUGAAGACCGAAAGGACCAAAAAGACCUCCAGGAGAUCGCACAGAAGCUUAUUGAAAGCAUUUCCACAAUAGCUUCAGCUUCUCUUGAGCAGACUACGUGGCUUCGACGUACGCUGGCAGUGAAAUCAGGUGUCCAGCAGGAUAUCACCGAGCACGAGGACACCGAUCAGAUCGACGCUAUGAAGAUAAAGCAGCAAAGCGCUGAAACUUCCGCUAAUUUGAGCGCCUAUAGCGUACAAGCAUUGUUUGUGCUGGCUGAGUUCCUUGCGCCCGUUUUGGACAUCGUGUACGUUUCGGAAGACAAGGAUAAAGUUGUGCCACUUUUAACCAAUAUUAUGGUUUAUGUGACCCCUUUUUUGCGGAACCACUCGAAAAACAACGGACCAUCGUUCCGUGCCUGUUCGCAGCUACUAGCUUCGUUUUCAGGUUAUCAGUACACACGUAAGGCGUGGCGAAAGGAUGCCUUUGACCUGCUCUGUGAAUCAUCGUUCUUUCAGAUGGACCAUGCAUGCUUGCAUCAUUGGCGAAGCAUUAUCGAUCAUUUGAUGACACACGACAAGACAACCUACCGGGAUUUCAUGAGCCGCGUAACAUCAGUGCCUCAGUCAGGCAGUCUAAACAUCUUUGGUAGUAAUGAAAAAGAAUACGAACAACGAGCUCAACUUCUAAAGCGUCUAGCCUACGUAAUUUUCUGUUCGGAACCCGACCAGUAUCAGAAGUACAUGCCUGAAAUAUCUGAACGCCUGGCUGAGAAUCUGAAACUUUCCCAGGUACCAAUUAUUCAGUCAGCGGUGUUCCUCUGUUUCCGAGUGAUUCUGCUACGCAUGUCGCCAUCGCACGUCACAUCGAUGUGGCCUGGUAUAAUUACCGAACUCGUGCAUGCGUGUUUGAUGAUGGAGCAAGAGCUGUUGGAUUCGGAGGGUCAGAAAAUAGCGAAAGCAGUAGCAUCUUCACAUCUGCAGUCGCUUGAUUACAACCUUCAAGCGACGUCGGCCUCACACACUACGCCUGCAUAUUUGUCCCUAUUAACGCUAUACUUAUCAGCGUGUAAAUUACUGGACAUGGCAAUCGCUAUGCCAGCAGAUCUCUUACCGCAGUUCCAGGUCUAUCGGUGGGCGUUUAUCGGAGACGGUGCACCAUCAGUCGAUGGAAAUGAAGGGGAAGGAUUUGUACCGCACAUGAAACGUCUGGCGACUCUUCUAAACCAGAGAUUCCCAGGUAAUCGCACAAGGCUACACUACGUGCCUGGACGACCGUUGAUGGAUGCCACGUCGAUAAAGAGCCUUGCCGACCUUCAGCCAUUUUUCAACACGUUAAUUGAAAGCAACAAGCCUAAAGUGAUGCCCGGCGAAAGCCAUCCGCUGCUAGUUCAACAGCCUUCGCUGUCCCGCCGAUUAUCGCACGGGAUUCAACACCAGACGUCGAAGAAAGAAGCACCAAAGGAACAACUGGAACAAAAGACUGCGCUAGACUAUAUCGAAAACAUCAUAGAAUGCGAUUUUCUUGAGUUGCGAACCAGCUAAACAAUAACUAAUUUUUGUAU
Varroa destructor (honeybee mite) is the source of this 10031-nucleotide messenger RNA. Its product is annotated as protein DOP1A. The record is from RefSeq and is a predicted model, not a curated record. Gene Ontology annotation, cellular component: trans-Golgi network; endosome. Gene Ontology annotation, biological process: Golgi to endosome transport. NCBI's taxonomy places the organism in Eukaryota, Metazoa, Arthropoda, Arachnida, Mesostigmata, Varroidae.